Molecule: messenger RNA, 3192 nt
Organism: Girardinichthys multiradiatus
Lineage: Eukaryota; Metazoa; Chordata; Actinopteri; Cyprinodontiformes; Goodeidae
Gene: fbxl5
Product: F-box and leucine-rich repeat protein 5
Exons: 11
Coding region: 268-2355 (695 amino acids)
Biological process (GO): SCF-dependent proteasomal ubiquitin-dependent protein catabolic process; intracellular iron ion homeostasis
Cellular component (GO): SCF ubiquitin ligase complex
Molecular function (GO): protein binding
Source: RefSeq, a predicted model, not a curated record
CCCGGCCCUCCUGAUCCCUCUUUGCGCCACUGUUUAGGAUCUGUACAUAGGGUCGAUACAUUUUAUAUAUUUGAAGCAUGGAUUACAGUUUUAUUUGAAUGGUCACAUUAACAGGAAUAUUUUUGUCAUAUGUUUAAUAUUACUUGAAGGUCACAACCAGAUAAAACCCGCCCCCGUUAAUAACUUCUUGUCACGUGGGUGACUGGCGCACACUCCGCUGCACGCAUCCUGAUUAUAUCGCAGAUGACGCAGUGAGGUCCAGUGAAGAUGGCUCCCUUUCCGGACGAAGUGGAUGUUUUUACUGGCCCACACUGGCGAAUGAAGCAGUUGGUGGGUCUGUACUGUGAAAAGCUGUCUAAAACCAACUUCUCCAACAACAAUGACUUCCGGUCCUUUCUUCAGUCCCUGUGCGCCACCUUCAAGGAGUUCAAGAUGCAUGAGCAAAUUGAAAACGAGUACAUCAUCGGUCUGUUGCAGCAGCGUUGCUGCACUGUCUACAAUGUGCACUCUGAUAACAAACUGUCAGAGAUGCUGUCCCUCUUUGAGAAGGGACUUCAAAGCGUUAAGAGUGAAUAUGAACAGCUUAACUAUGCCCAGCAGCUGAAGGAAAGACUGGAAGCUUUUACUCAAGACUUUCUGCCACACAUGAAAGAGGAAGAAGAGGUGUUUCAGCCGAUGCUUAUGCAGUACUUCACGUAUGAGGAGCUGAAGGACAUUAAGAAACAGGUGAUAGCGCAACACUGCAACCAACAGCAACCGGACAGCGCUGCUGAGGUGCUGAAGGGCUUCAGUUUGUGGACCCAGGCCGAGGAGCUGCAGAAGGCUUUUAAAUAUGCUGAUCACGAGAAGACUGAUUAUGAUCUGGAACAAAGCAGGAAUUCAACCCACAUCUCCCAGCUUCCUGCAGAAAUUAUGCUGAGGCUUUUCCAUUACUUGGGCCCAGUGGAUCUGUGCCACUGUAGUCAAGUGUGCAGCACAUGGUCAGAGUUAGUCAAGACUGGCUCUUUGUGGAGGCACCUAUAUCCCGUGCGCUGGGCCAGAGGAGAUUAUUAUUGUGGUCCUCCUGGGGAUCUCGACCAGGAGCCAGACGAGAAUUGGGUGAAGAGCCGGCAGAACGAGGGUCGCGCAUAUCAGGAAUGGGAUGAGGAUGCUGAUGUUGACGAGUCAGAUGUUUCAGGUCAUACUGAAGGCUCCCUCGCAAUUAGCACGGCUCAGAGGGAGAAGAGGCUCCUAAAUGGGAUCAUCCAGCACCUUCUUCCAACUGUGGGUCCUUCUGUAAAGUCCAUUAUUCUUGCCUAUAGUUCUACAGUUUCCAGCAAAAUGGUCCGACAAAUUCUCAGCCUCUGCCCCAACAUUACUCACCUGGACCUGACUCAGACUGAUGUUACCGAUGUUGCUUUCGACUGCUGGUCAUAUCUUGGAGCUUGUCACUCUCUGGAGCAUCUGGAUUUGUCAGGGUGUGAGAAGAUCACGGAUCACACCCUGAAGAAACUGUCUGUAGGUCUGGGCGACCUCACGUUCCCCGUCGGGUCAGACAAGCACUCAGACCGGCGAGCCAAGUUGCUCAAACGCUGCCCGUUACCCAUUACAUUGAUGGAUGAGAGGAACCUGCACGCGGUCGGGCGAAGGCAGCAGGCCAUCAUUUUCAAGCACGGGACUGGUCGUUGGGGCUCUGCCUGCAUCGCAACUCAAGUUUGGGUUCUGGACACUUCUGACCUUGCUGAUAUUGAAGAUGCUGCAGAGUGGAGUCAUCGUGGUGGGAUGUCCUUCUCUGAAAGCUUAGCUGAGACACAGCUAGUGGGAGGCUCAUGCUGCUGCAGGAGGAGGAGGAGGCACAGGACUGGCUCGGAUGCCUCGUAUUUGCAUCAGCAGUAUGCUAUAUCUGGGGAAAUGUUUUGUGGUCACUCCACCUGCUGCUCAAGUGACAAGGCCCUCAGGACUUUUAAUGGGGUCCAAAGUGAGUCAGGCACUAUCAGAACCAGCACUGCAGAAUUGCGAACUAAAUGCUUUCCCUCAAGGGGGCUGCAGUGUCUGAAGCCUGAGAACAGGACUGACUGCUCAAAGGCAAAACGAUCAGUGAAGUUUCUCAGCCUCUCUGGAUGUUACCAGAUCACUGAUUUGGGCUUAAGGGCUUUAUCUCAGCGUGGAGGGCUUCCUGUCCUGGAGCAUCUCAACCUGUCCGGCUGCCUCUUCAUCACCGAGGUGGGGCUGCAGGAGCUGGUGUCGGCUUGUCCCUCCCUCAACGAUGAACACUUCUAUUACUGCGACAACAUUAACGGUCCAAAUGCAGACACAGCCAGCGGUUGCCAGAACCUGCAGUGUGGUUUCCGAGCCUGCUGUCGCUCUGGAGAGUGACCCCCACCUACCAACGUUCUCCUAAAAUGUCACUUCUCUCUAUUGUUGCACUUUAACCUGGAAAUACCAUUUGCUGUAUUUUGUCACUUAAAAGUGUUUCUUGAUGAAACUGUAAUUUUGCUCCUGCUAUUUCCCUACUUAUUUAGUGGAGAUACUUGUUUAGGAAGAAUAAAUGCAUAACUGAGUGCAAAAGUAAAUUUUUGGUUCCUUUUAACUUUGAGAAAGUAAAAAAAUGAGACAGGUUAACAUCAAGUUCUGAAGGAUUUCUGUUGCUAAGCUUGUUUUUAUCUCAAAUGAUUGAAGAUUUUACACAAGUCCAGCUUUUCCAGUUAGAUGCUGUUCCUUAAUGUUGUUUCUGCUACAACUUUUAAUGACCACGAUCCUUUGAAGCUGGUGCAGAACAUGUUUAUGUUGCUGAGGGAGAAUAAGGCACCUUGUAAAUCAGUCUAGCGGAUAAAGACUAAAUGAAGUUGUAGGAUCCAGGCAGCAGAGACAUAGGAACUGGCACAUGAUGUUGCUGAAUGGUCUUCAUUUUGGUUGUGAUCUUUAGUAUUCUGCCCUUCAGCUCUCCUGUAAAAGCUUUUGCUUUUUUUUUUCUCGUCUUUCUGCACUCCAGUGGGCAAAAAGAACAAAUGUUAAAAUGAAACAAAUCACCACCACCAUGUUUGGGGGCUCUGUUGUGUACAUUACUGCUUUAUCAUUCUGCAGUAGAGAUUGACUUUCUGGUUCUACAGUCUUGCAUGAGAUCUGGUAAAAAUUCUCAACAAAUAAUAAAGCCUUGGAGUUAGUCACUGCAAUUCUUCUACUUUAAUAUGUACAUAAAGACAUUUUAUUUUC